AUGGCGACAGCUCAUCCGAUCGACGAUGAACGAGCCGUAUCAACGUGGCAGAGGAUAAACAAUUGGCUACCGUUUCCUUUUGGUGACCAUCCGUGGUGGAUCGACGGUACUACCCGCGCCCCUGACGAGAAGGACGAGAACCCACGGCUUUGGCGGGAAGGAGUGAUUAACAUUUUCGAUCAUAAUGGCUUCGAUUUUCAAGUCUUCAUUGUCGCAGCAUCUGGCUUUUUGACAGAUUCAUAUUCACUCUUUGCGACCAAUGUGAUAUUGCCUCUGUUGGCAUUCUUGUAUUGGCCAAAUCGGAAUGACAGACUGCCCGAGCUCUAUAUCAAUGUUGCGACCUUGGCCGGAUCUGUUGUUGGGCAGCUACUCUUUGGCUGGUUGACUGAUAGACUCGGACGAAGAAAGCUGUACGGUCUUGAGCUUGUGCUGGUCAUAUUUGCAACGCUAGGAAUGUCCCAGGCGUCAAACGGCAUGUACAACAACAUGGACAUAUUGAGCUGGAUGAUAUUCUAUCGCUUCUUUCUUGGGAUGGGUAUUGGAGCGGAAUAUCCCCUUAGUGCUGUUAUCACUGCAGAAUUUGCUAGCACCAAGUAUCGGGCGAGGAUGAUGGCUGCCGUAUUUCUGAUGCAGCCGUUGGGGCAAGUCCUGGCAGCUGCAAUCGGAUGGGGAGUUUUGACAGGUUUGAUGCAAUCGCGCGGCCUGCAGAAUCUACCAGACCGUGGAACGGGGUUCAAUCAACUCCCAGUGGAGCAACAGCAUCAGAUCCUGUCAACACUAGAUAGUGUUUGGCGCUGGGUUGUUGGCGUGGGUUGUAUCCCCGCGUUGCUUGCCAUUCUAUGGAGAUUCUCCAUUCCAGAGUCACCUCGCUAUACCAUGGAUGUUGCUCAUGACCCCAAACAAGCACUCGUGGCUACCAAGCGUCAGUUUCGACGCACUGCCCGAAUUCUGGAAUCGAUCAAUGUGUCCUCCGACGAGGCCGAUACUCUUGCUCCUUCAAAUCCUCGGAGUUUCCCAACAUCUCCUACACUUGCUGCUUCUCCUGACCCAGCAGGGGACGAAUCGACCUUUUGGGAUUUCUUCUUUGUUGAGGGCAACAUCAGAUACCUUGCAGCAACUGCUAUUUGCUGGUUUCUGCUUGACUUUUGCUUCUACGCCCUUGGAAUUAACUCCCCUCGGCCACUUGCAGCUCUAUGGGCCUCUGAAAUACCAAACGUCACGGUAACCUCUGUCCUUCCGGUUGCAACUACUAGCAUGACAAUUCCCUUUACCCACGCGGUGACGCUCAAUGGAAACAUCUACAAUGUGACGACUUCGAUUAUUGCAAAUAUCCCACCCCCAACGACCACGGUUACCAGCCUGAUAGCAGCCACUGGCUCGAGUCUCCAUAUUCCCGACUAUCAAAAUAUCUGGGAUCCAACACGCAACAUGUUCGAGGAGUUAUCUCACAACGCAAAAUUCUAUAUCCUCACCAUAUCUAUCACCUCCUUGGUCGGCAGUGGAGUACUGAUCUGGAUCAUCGACUACAUUCCGCGCAAGACUUGGUUGGUCUCGUCAUUUCUACUUCUGAGUAUCUGGUUCGCUGUAUUGGGAGGGGUCUUGAUGGCGACCGAGUUUACCGAGGGGCAUGUAGCCAAUGUGGUUCUAUACGCAUUCUGUCAAUUUUUAUUUAAUUUGGAAAUAUUUCCAACCCGGUUUCGUGCUACCUGCCAUGGUAUUUCAGCCGCCUGUGGAAAGCUUGGCGCCAUCGUCAUUCUCAUCCUCACAGAGAAGACUGUCUUGAACGCUAAUCCUCGGGCGUUGGACAAACUUCUCGGCGCGUUUUCGGUUCCACUUGCUGCCGGGGCGUUCUUUGCCUGGAUAUGGAUUCCUGAGCUCCAAACACUCCCAACUGGCGAUGCACGGGCGCUUCGUCUACCUCGACUACCCAACAAGAGUCUGGAAUGGCUAGCAAAAGGAUGGAAGUUUGCUAAUGGCACUGAUCAAACUCAGGAUCCGCGCACUCGCCUUCCAAGGGGCGAAAAUCAAAGGUUGGGAUUUUUCAACAAGCUUCAAGAUGCAUGGAUUUUCCUUCGAUACAGAGGCAGGAGGAGGGUCUUGGGUACAACCGGCGCCUCUGCUGGCAGAGAAGGAACGACUGAUGAUCCUAUACGGAUGGGAAAUAUUGCCGCUGCAUCACCGACACAAGAUAGUCUCGAGAUGUAUUCUUAA
Molecule: messenger RNA, 2211 nt
Organism: Penicillium cataractarum
Lineage: Eukaryota; Fungi; Ascomycota; Eurotiomycetes; Eurotiales; Aspergillaceae
Product: major facilitator superfamily domain-containing protein
Exons: 2
Coding region: 1-2211 (736 amino acids)
Biological process (GO): transmembrane transport
Cellular component (GO): membrane
Molecular function (GO): transmembrane transporter activity
Source: RefSeq, a predicted model, not a curated record